Scheffersomyces stipitis CBS 6054 is the source of this 3017-nucleotide messenger RNA. It is a transcript of the gene RFX1, whose product is annotated as Rfx1p. Bases 227 to 2854 code for a protein of 875 amino acids. The record is from RefSeq and is a predicted model, not a curated record. Gene Ontology annotation, biological process: regulation of transcription by RNA polymerase II. The transcript has 3 exons. Gene Ontology annotation, molecular function: DNA-binding transcription factor activity, RNA polymerase II-specific; RNA polymerase II cis-regulatory region sequence-specific DNA binding. NCBI's taxonomy places the organism in Eukaryota, Fungi, Ascomycota, Pichiomycetes, Serinales, Debaryomycetaceae.
AUUGUAUGUGGGAUCAUACUCCAGUUUGAUCUGAUCUGUGCUCCAUCGCUAUAUAGUUGUUCCUCUUCAUCCAGAUCAGUCUCGAUCCACUUUUUUUUUCAGUCCGAGCCCUAAAUUUUAUAUGCUCAUCAUAUAACGACUGGUUGAUUUUCAUUCCUAUUUUCAUUCUGAAUACUAUUAAUAGUAUUCCUUUUUCUUAUAGACUCUACAAAAUACUCCACUCCUUAUGGACCACAGCCAACACCAGCUUCAUCAGAAGUUGGACGACUCAUACCUCUUGCAAUCAGGAAGCUCGGGAGACUCUCAGCAACAGCUGCAGCAACAACAACAGCAGCAGCAACAGCAACAGCAUCAACAGAGUCUCCAGCAUCAACAGAGUCUCCAGCAUCAAAAUAUUCAGCAUCAGAAUCAACAUAUUGCUUACAAGCAGCCUCAGCAGAGUCCUUCAUUUCCAUACAACCAGCAUCAGCAUUUGCAGUUGCAACAGCAACAACAGAAGCAGUACCAUUACGACUUCAACGCACAACUCCAGCAUCAGCACGAUCCGCAACAUGAGCUCCACCAACAACAGCUUCAGCAGCAACAGUAUGCUCAGUACUACCAGCAGCAACCCCAAAAUCAACAAAAUCAAGAACAGCACACUCAAGCACAACAGCAUCAGCAACUUCAGCAAAAUCAACAAGCCCAGCAAGUUCAGCAAGCCCAACAAGUUCAACAAGCUCAUCAACAGUCUCAAUCCUUUCUUGAGCCAAGUAACCCUAUACUUGUAGGAUCUUCUUCUCUUGACUUGGAGUCCAUGAAGGGGCCAGCCAGCAAGAAGAAGAAGACGAGAAAGUCUGACCAUGGAUCACAUGGUGAUGAUGGCGACUCGGAGUUGAAGCAGUUGGCGUUCCAAACUGCCGAAGUUCCGCUAGACCAGCUUGCUGCACGUAUCAAGCAGUUGGAAGCCGACGAGCCGGCUCCUAGUUCAAUUCAAGGGCAGCCCACUUCUCCUCGUAGUGUAGAGAGCCAUAAGGUCAGAGAGAAUAAGGAGAGACAACGUCAAUUGUUUGGAAUGGUGUGGUUACUCAACUCGUGUGAGUCCCUGCCUACUGCUGUAGUACCUCGUAAUCGUAUUUAUGCUCGUUAUGUUCAGGUAUGCGCUGAUAACAGUUUGACUCCAUUGUCUCCAGCCAGUUUCGGAAAGUUGGUGAGAAUCUUAUUCCCUAACUUGACGACUAGACGGUUGGGAAUGAGGGGCCAGUCCAAGUACCAUUACUGUGGGAUCAAGUUGAAUGGAGAAAGACUCAUGCCACUGCUGCUCCAGGUGCCCCAGCCUAUGCUGCAGCUGCAGCUAGUGGGCAACAUGGCUAUGUCUGGGUCGGGACUGCAACAGAUCCAGUCGCCAAUUUCUUCUUCCAACUCGUCGGUGUCAUUUGAAGAUUCGCCUAGAUCCUCUUCUCAUCUUCACACUCCAUCAUACACUCCUAUUCAGUCACCUUCUAUAACCAGUGCCAACUCCAUUGCCGACCAGCUUCCUCUGGUUUCGCACUUGAAGUACAUCCCCAACUUGCUUGCAUUGUUGAAUGAGAAUUCACAGACCACGUCUAACCCCUACUCUCCUAUUCAGUUGCCGUCCAUCUACCCGUUUUUACCAAGAGACAAUGACUACGACAUUGCUGAUACUUUGUACUCAUUAUACAAGGUGCACAUCAACUCGAUCUUCGAGUCGCUCCGGUUCAUGCAGUUGAAGAAAUUGUUCUCCUCCUUCAACAGCUUCAACAGCAUUUUGACAGCACCUGUUUUCAAACUCUACACAAGCGAUACUGUGCUUGAGUGGGUCAAGCAGUGUGACAUCAUCAUGUACAAGAGGAUGAUCAGGAUGUUGAACAAGUUGCUGUUGCAGUUCAUGAUUCCACAGGAGGUCAUUUCGCAGUUGAAGCAGAUAUCUUCGGGAUACAUCAGAGCCUUGACCAACAACCUCUUAAACAACAAAGUAUCCAAAAACUUUGUCAUCAUGAAGUUGAAGGUUGCAAAGAGCUUCAUCAACCUCUUGAAUCGUUUAAUCAAGAUCAUCGAGACUGGCCAACUGGCUUCUCGGAUUUUGUGCGACGUCAACGAGAAGAACGGAAUGAAUCACGAUUGGAUGAAGUUGGAUAUCCAGGACAUCAUUUCGCGCGAGAUUCCUUGUGGAGAUAAAAACAUAGACGUAUUGUCUACGAUCUUGAAGAGUGACGUCGUCAACUUGUUGAAUACCAAGCAAAGCGAAAGACCAGUUAUCGAUAAUGCCAUAAUGAACCAGUUCGCCAAUUACAUCUCGGAACUACCAGGUAAGUUUCAGGACGUUAAUCCCAGAUUAUUCAUCUUGCUCACAAGCAACUUGCUCACUACUUGUUUAAGAGAGAUUAGUUUAACGGGAGGUCAAGGUUUUGGUGCCUGGUGGAUUGUCAGAUGUUGGGUGGAUGAGUAUCUCGCAUGGUGUUUUGAGAUUGGAGGUUUCUUACAAGACGACUUUAAGAAGCCUGAAGACUCUCCACAAGACCAAGAUACAUCCAAAGAAAAUGCAGGUAACGAAGAGGGUAAAAAUAGCAGUGCUGAUAACAGUACUGCGUUAGCAUCUGGCUCGGGAGACAACUCCGAUGCCAAUUUCAGUGGCAUGAACAACCCUGAGUCGUUUGACUUAUCCAAUAUUGAUCUUGGAAGUUCAGCCAUUAACCCUAAUUCCUCUUUGGGGGCCGUAGACUUGUUGGAUGGCACGUAUGGUACCGAUCCACAAAACCCGGCUGUCGUGAGUUCCAACGUUUCUUCGGUUGCUGCUGCUACCAAUGAGAUCCUCAUCAAGUACGAAACUAACGUAGAAAGCAUUUUGGGCUGAGAUUCGAAAACAGUGUGGCUGUUAUGCAUGUAGUGUAGUAGUCUGGCCUAGUCUAGAUGGACAGGCUACCUCUAUACUUUACUUCGCCUACAUUGGUUACUCAGAGACAUUAUAAAUAAAAUUAAGCAUUUCAUUUACCUUAUAUAUAUACGUCCGCUAUCUC